CACCCACCCCAGCAUCAUGGCUCAGUCCUCCGACAACCCAAUGGAACGAGAUCUAUGCAACAAUCUGCACGAUCGGCUCACUUUACUAGGCAUCAAGACCACCAACCAGUUCUUCGGGCGUGAUAACAGCGAAAUCAAGAACAAUUUAAAAUGGAUUCUCCAGUCGCUUGGCGCAAAAAUCAUUCUGGCAAAUUCUUAUGAUCAACAGCUUGCAAAUGCACUGUUGCAAAUUAAUCGUCAUUAUCAGAGCGAUUGCUUCGAACGUUUCAGGUCCCUUAUCACGUUCAUACUCGCCAAGGAAGCCCAAUCCAAUGAAGAAUUAUAUCAGUUCAUCAACCAAGAAUUCAACACCCCCUCAAGCCAUCGGUCAUUCACAUCGAACUCUGUGGAGACCUGCACCACAUUCGGCCUCGUGAAUUCCUCCAGCAACCUUCCCGACGUCUAUCCUUCGCUAAAACGGGAAUUGAACAAUUUAAUGUACAGGGAUGUUCCAGAUUUGGUGGAUUAUUUCAUCCGGCAACAUCACCCCAAUUCCGUCUCGCUCCUGCCAGAUCACAUUGAACUCGCCUCGCUCCUGCAACCUUACGAAAAUUGUAUUAAUCAAAAGUUCAAAGAACCAUUAAACGACACUUUGGAGGAUUCCGUGUUGAACUGGAUUGCACCGCUUCUAAAACAUAUCUCUGAUGAUCUGCAGCGGAAAAUAUCAGCUCCCCAGCAUUCUCGUACUUGGCGGUCCCUCCGUAACCAGUCUAUAAACGGCCUUGAUGCACAACGAAACCUGGAUGUUGAGCUCAAGAAGAAUGAAUCAGAUGCCCCAGACGCAGUUCGUUGCUUGGCGAGAUCCGUCUAUGAAGUCUUCAAUCAUCAACCCACCCGAAGCUUUGUCGUUGGCUUUACACUGUGCGGAACCUUGAUGCAGCUAUGGAAGUUUGAUAGGUCAGGAGCCAUUGGUUCUCAAUCAUUGGACAUCAAAGAGACCGAAGAAAAUUUUGAAAAGUUUCUUGCUCUCAUUAUCUUGUUUUUAACGACAAAUAAGCAGGUCCUUGGCUUUGAUCCAACUUUCUUUGAUAUUGAUGGGCAGACUUGUCCUCCAGCACCGCAAAAGAUACAAAUCAACACGCAGCCCGAUCCUCAAGAACUCGUCAUACACCGCCUCAUCUUCCGAGCAUCGGGAAUCUGCGGACGUGGGACGACCUGCUGGGAAGCACAUCUCCUUGGAGAUAACAAUCACAAAUUUCUCAUCAAAGAUUCAUGGCAACCCCUAGACCGGAUCCCAGAAGGCCAUAUGCUCUGCGACGUGACCGCAAGGUGCGUUCCUAAUGUGGCGCGAUAUCAUCAUCACGAAGACGUCCACGUGGACAGCAAGAUAGUCGACAUCAAAUCUUAUGUUCGCAAGGACUUGGAAUUUAUGAAUUGCAAGAAAAUUGAAACCUGUAGUCAAUCCGAUCAUGCUCAAGAGCCCAAAAAUCCAUUCAUCAAUCGGGUUCAUAGACGGCUAAUCCUCAAAGACGUGGGGAAACCCAUUUGGAAAGUCAAGACUCCGCUUCGUCUGUUAGAGGCCCUCGAGGGCUGUGUCAAAGGACACCAGGCCAUGUUAGACGCUGGCUAUCUUCACAGAGACGUUUCAAUCAACAAUCUCAUGAUUAACGAGGAGACAGACGAUCCGGCUCGAAAAUCCUUCCUGAUUGACCUAGAUGUGGCGAUUCCCUACCCUAUGGACCCAAAUGUUCAAGCCACCCAGGCAAGAAUCGGCACACAACUUUUCAUGUCAAUCAAUUUGCUUGCCCAAGAACACGAGCACACUUUUGUGGAUGAUCUGGAAUCCUUUUUUUGGGUUUUGGUAUGGAUUUGCAUCCAUUUUCCUGCCCAUCAAAGGAAAAAAUCUGAUAUAACACGAUGGAAUCAGAUGACCACAAAGGAGCUGAAAAGAGAGAAGUUUAGUUGUCUUGCUGACCCUCGCGACCUUACAGACGAAUUCACCACUCUCUUCGCAGAAUCGCAGCCUCUCAUCGCCUGUGUCCACACCUUUGCCGAAAUCAUGCGCAAUCCCCUUAAUGCCCACCCUGAAGAUCAGACGAACGACCAACAUUUCAAGGAAUCCAAACUUUAUCGACUCUAUCAUCUCAAUAGUUAUAUCGAGAUAGAAUUGCGAGAUCGCCUCAAAUCACUAUUUUCAGAGUCCCAUGGAGUUCUCGGCGAUUUCUUGAUUGAGGGCGAAACCUAUCCUUAUCUGAUCAAGAGUAUGGGUUCAACUUUGUAUUCAUUGAAGUGUUGGUCGUUCAACUUUGUAUUCAUUGAAGUGUUGGUCGUUUGUCUGGCCGUCAGGUUUGGGGGGUUUUUCUGGGAACCAGUUCAUUUCUCUGAGAUAAGGUUGAGAAUGGAAGCCGGAUCUUCGCCCAAGUGGGGUGGGUCGGCUAUGAGCAAUUCUGCUACAUUCUGGAGCAUGAGUCGUAGCUUAUAUAUGCCGAGUCUCUUGCGAUUGGACCGAGGGCUUGCCGGUGACGCCGGUCGCCGUGCAUACAUCAAAGAAUUCCCUGGCCGCGCCUCGCUCGGCCCUGGGGCAAUUUUGCAGCCGCGUUCCCGCGUGGAGCCCGCCCUUGACAGGCCUCUUGGGGGCAUUUUCACCUAA
This is a messenger RNA of Puccinia graminis f. sp. tritici CRL 75-36-700-3, 2629 nucleotides long. Its product is annotated as FunK1 11. The coding region runs from base 17 to 2629 and encodes 870 amino acids. The record is from RefSeq and is a predicted model, not a curated record. The transcript is spliced from 4 exons. NCBI's taxonomy places the organism in Eukaryota, Fungi, Basidiomycota, Pucciniomycetes, Pucciniales, Pucciniaceae.